Molecule: messenger RNA, 1885 nt
Organism: Cetraspora pellucida
Lineage: Eukaryota; Fungi; Glomeromycota; Glomeromycetes; Diversisporales; Gigasporaceae
Source: the annotation of a GenBank genome assembly
AUGAGUAUGUCAAAUGGUCCGAGUGCAAGAUCGUCAACUCCUACUAAUGAAACAAAACAUUCUCCGAAUUUUGCUGAUACACGAUUAAACGAUUUACUACCCGCAUUCCACCUUGAAAGUCUUAAAAACACUGUACCAAACAGUAUAUCAAGUACUGCCUCAAUGAUAUUUUCUCCUUUGACCCCUCGAGUUGUAAAAGGAGAUGCUGUGACAAUACUCUCUGAAUUUGCACCUCAAAUGAUGGAGCGACGCGUGCAGCAGUAUAUCAAUCCUAAUGUUCGUCAGGCAGAAAAUUCGAAUUCAAAUCAAAUUUCUUUGCCUGUAGAUGAAUGUUCAACACGCUCAACUACUCCAGUUCCCGAGGAACUUUUAGAAGCUACAGAUAUACCAGAAUCUAAGGCUCCUUUAUCAUUGAUUCAAGGUUAUAAAGUAACCUUUUCGGAGGCUGAUACAAUAAAUAGCAAAAGAAGAGGAAAACAUCAUAAACGAAAGGUUAAAGGCCUCUUACCAGGUGGAGAUGGGAUAUUCGAUGCUGAUUAUGAUUAUAAACCAUUAAAUCAACUAAUUGCUGAUCGUGAUAGGGUUGUUAAAGAAAAUGACAGAUUAAACCUACAUGAGUCGCGAACGAUAGCCGAAAUUAAAAGAAUUGAAAAAGAAAUCACCGAAUUGACCGCAAAAAAACUUAGUCUUGAGUCUAAUCUUACAAGUUUUUGCAUCAGAAAAGUUGACUUGAAUGACCAAUGUGAGUUUCAAAAGCUUCUUUUUGAUUUACAUCUUAAUGUCUUUAAAUUGGAAUUAAACUUGGUAAAUUUAGUGGAAGACUUAAACGAAAAAAUCGGCAAUUUUGGACUAGACGAUAAUCAUAAUGGACAAAAUACGCGUAUUAAGAAAGGAAAAACAAAUUUAAAACAGCAACAACCAGGAACCUGUAUAAAGGUUUUAGAAGGACACGAUGAUAUGAUUUUAUGUCUUGACUUUGAUAAACCUUAUGGUACUCUUGUAACGGCAUCUUUGGAUAGCACUUUGAGGUUAUGGGAUUUGACGAAUUAUCAAAAUUUGGGAAUUCUAGAUGGUCAUAAGGGCGUUGUAAAUUGCAUGCGUAUGGAUAAGUGUCACUUGGUUACCGGGUCUCGUGAUUGUACUAUUAGACAAUGGGAUAUCUCAAAGGUGUCAACACCUUCUAAAGUCAAACAGAUAUCUGAAGUAAAAUUUAAUCAGGUUUCAACAUCUAGUGAAAAUGUAUUACCUUUUAUUGGUGACGAUUGUUGGUUAGCAACAUUAGAAGGACACACAGGGAGUGUCACAUGUUUGCACUAUGAAAAUGAUUGUUUGGUAUCCGGUUCAUCAGAUAAGACUAUGAAACAAUGGGAUAUGGAAACAGGACAAUGUAUUUUAACAAUGGACAUUUUGUGGGCCAUGUCAAGUUCAAAAGCUGACCUUAAGCAAGUAGGUUUUUUCUCAGGCGAAUAUGCACUUGAAUAUGGAGAUUUUAUCGGAGCUCUACAAUUCCGAGAUGUUGGUCUGGCAAGCGGAACUGAAGAUGGUGUAAUUCGAAUGUGGGAUUUGAGAACAGGUCAAGCCCAUCGCACAUUGCUUGGUCAUACAGGUCCUAUAACGUGCCUUCAGUUUGAUGAUUUACAUGUCGUUAGUGGAAGUGUUGAUAAAAGUAUAAAGAUAUGGGACCUACGAACGGGAUCCGUAAUCGAUACUUUUUUGUAUGAUCACAGCGUUGUCAGUUUACAAUUUGAUCCUCAAAAAAUUGUCUGUAGCGCUGGCAGUAAUGAUAUAAAGUUAUAUAAUAGAAUUUCGUUUCAACAGUCUAAAUUCGAAGGACACAGUCAGCCUGUACGAUGUAUAAAAUAUAAAGGUUCAAUUUUAUCUUCGG